GAAAGCCUUGGGGAACCCGGGCCAGCAGAGGGGGCGCCCGACCGCUGCCUGCACCGCCCCCCGCUGGUCAUCUCACGACUCUCGGGGGGCCCGGGGAGGAGCGAUCGCGGAGUCUGGAGAGUCCGGGAGCGGAGCCGGCGAGAUCCAACUGCGGAGGGCGCCAGUCUCACUCAGCCGCCUCCUGCACCCGAGCCGGGGAGCGCUCGCUGACCGCCCCGCCGGCCGGCCGUAGAGCUGGGAAGGAAGCACAGCUCUAGGGAUGGUCUAGGAGCCGACUCGAGGCUCCCUGCUCUGCUCCUCGUUGCGGAGGUGGGGGGCUCGCUUGCUUGCAGCCGAUCGUCCCGACCUGCUAGCCGCCGGAGCUUGCGCGCCCCGGGGCGGCCCAGGCCGGAGAAGUUAGUUGUGCGCGCCGCUUAGUGUGCGCUGAGCCCACCGGCCAGCGAAUAGAACCAGUGGUGGGGAAGAGAGGCAACGAGGCGCCGGGACCAUCAUGGGCUGGGGCUGGGGAAGCCGCUGCUGUUGCGCGGGGCGGCUGGACCUGCUGUGCGUGCUGGCGCUGCUCGGGGGUUGCCUGCUCCCUGUGUGCCGGACGCGUGUCUACACCAACCACUGGGCAGUCAAAAUCGCCGGCGGCUUUCCGGAGGCCAACCGCAUAGCCAGCAAGUACGGAUUCAUCAACAUAGGACAGAUUGGUGCCUUGAAGGACUACUACCAUUUCUACCAUAGCAGGACGAUUAAAAGGUCAGUUCUCUCAAGCAGAGGAACCCACAGUUUCAUUUCAAUGGAACCGAAGGUGGAGUGGAUCCAACAGCAAGUGGUGAAAAAACGAACCAAGAGGGAUUAUGACCUCAGUCGUGUCCAAUCUACCUACUUCAAUGACCCCAAGUGGCCAAGCAUGUGGUAUAUGCACUGCAGUGACAACACACACCCUUGCCAAUCAGACAUGAAUAUUGAAGGAGCCUGGAAGAGAGGCUACACAGGAAAGAACAUUGUGGUGACCAUUCUGGAUGAUGGCAUUGAAAGGACCCACCCGGAUCUGAUGCAGAACUAUGAUGCUCUGGCUAGUUGUGAUGUGAAUGGGAAUGACCUGGAUCCAAUGCCUCGUUAUGAUGCAAGCAAUGAAAACAAGCACGGGACCCGCUGUGCUGGAGAAGUGGCAGCCGCUGCAAACAACUCUCACUGUACUGUGGGAAUUGCUUUCAACGCCAAGAUUGGAGGUGUGCGAAUGCUGGAUGGAGAUGUCACAGACAUGGUAGAAGCAAAAUCAGUCAGCUUCAAUCCUCAGCAUGUGCACAUUUACAGCGCCAGCUGGGGCCCAGAUGAUGAUGGCAAAACUGUAGAUGGACCGGCUCCCCUCACCCGGCAAGCCUUUGAAAAUGGUGUGAGAAUGGGGCGGAGAGGCCUUGGCUCUGUGUUUGUCUGGGCAUCUGGCAAUGGUGGGAGGAGCAAAGACCACUGUUCUUGUGAUGGCUACACCAACAGCAUCUACACCAUCUCCAUCAGCAGCACAGCAGAAAGUGGAAAGAAACCUUGGUACCUAGAAGAAUGCUCAUCUACGCUGGCCACAACCUACAGCAGUGGAGAGUCCUAUGAUAAGAAAAUAAUCACGACAGACCUAAGGCAACGAUGCACGGACAACCACACUGGGACAUCAGCCUCAGCCCCUAUGGCUGCUGGCAUCAUUGCGCUAGCCCUGGAAGCCAAUCCGUUUCUGACCUGGAGAGACGUGCAGCAUGUUAUUGUCAGGACUUCCCGUGCAGGACAUUUGAACGCUAAUGACUGGAAAACCAAUGCUGCUGGUUUUAAGGUGAGCCAUCUUUAUGGAUUUGGACUGAUGGAUGCAGAAGCCAUGGUGAUGGAGGCAGAGAAGUGGACCACAGUUCCUCAGCAACAUGUAUGUGUGGAGAGCACAGACAGACAAAUCAAGACGAUUCGCCCUAACAGUGCUGUACGUUCCAUCUACAAAGCCUCAGGCUGCUCUGAUAACCCCAACCACCAUGUCAACUACCUGGAACACGUAGUUGUACGCAUUACCAUCACUCACCCACGAAGAGGAGAUCUGGCCAUCUACCUGACUUCUCCCUCUGGAACCAGAUCUCAGCUUUUGGCCAACAGGUUGUUUGAUCAUUCCAUGGAAGGAUUUAAAAACUGGGAAUUUAUGACCAUUCAUUGUUGGGGAGAACGCGCUGCUGGUGACUGGAUCCUUGAAGUGUAUGAUACACCCUCUCAGCUGAGAAAUUUCAAGACCCCGGGUAAAUUGAAAGAAUGGUCCUUGGUCCUGUAUGGUACAUCUGUGCAGCCAUACUCCCCAACCAACGAGUUCCCCAAAGUGGAACGCUUCCGCUACAGCCGGGUGGAAGACCCCACAGACGACUACGGAACUGAGGAUUAUGCAGGUCCCUGUGACCCUGAGUGCAGUGAGGUCGGCUGCGAUGGGCCAGGACCAGAGCACUGCAACGAUUGCUUACACUACUACUACAAGCUGAAAAACAACACCAGGAUAUGUGUGUCCAGCUGCCCUUCUGGCCACUACCAUGCAGACAAGAAGCGAUGCCGGAAGUGUGCGCCCAACUGUGAGUCCUGCUUUGGCAGCCAUGGAGAUCAGUGUCUGUCCUGUAAAUAUGGAUACUUCCUGAAUGAAGAAAUCAACAGCUGUGUUACUCACUGCCCUGAUGGGUCAUAUCAGGACACCAAGAAAAAUCUUUGCCGGAAAUGCAGUGACAAUUGCAAGACAUGUACCGAGUUUCAUAACUGUACAGAAUGCAGAGAUGGGUUCAGUCUGCAGGGGUCCCGUUGUACUGUCACCUGUGAAGAUGGACGCUUCUUCAAUGGCCUGGACUGCCAGCCCUGCCACCGCUUCUGUGCUACUUGUGCUGGGGCUGGAGCUGAUGGGUGCAUUAAUUGCACAGAAGGUUACUUCAUGGAAGAGGGGAGGUGUGUACAAAGCUGUAGCAUCAGCUAUUACUUAGACCACUCUUCAGAGAACACCCACAAGUCCUGCAGAAAAUGUGAUACGAGUUGCUUAAAAUGCAAUGGCCCUGGGUUCAAGAACUGUACAAGCUGCCCCAGUGGGUAUCUCUUAGACUUAGGAACGUGUCAGAUGGGAGCCAUCUGCAAAGAUGGAGAAUACAUUGAUGAGCAUGGCCACUGCCAGGUCUGUGAAGCUUCAUGUGCCACGUGCUGGGGGCCCACCCAGGAAGACUGCACCAGCUGCCAUCUCACAAGGGUCCUUGAUAAUGGCCGCUGCAUUUUAAACUGUCCUUCGUGGAAAUUUGAAUUUAAGAACCAAUGCCUUCCAUGCCACCACACCUGCCAAGGAUGCCAAGGAAGCGGGCCUUCCAAUUGUACCUCUUGCAGAGCAGACAAUCAUGGCCAAGAGCGCCUCCUAUACCAAGGAGAGUGUCGAGAGAGCUGCCCAUUGGGUCACUACCCCACCAAGGAACACACCUGCCUGCCCUGCCCAGACAACUGUGAGCUUUGCCAAAGCCCACGUGUCUGCACACAAUGCCUGAGUGGCUACUUCAUACUGCCCACCAACCAUACCUGCCAGAAGCUGGAGUGUGGACAAGGUGAAGUGCAAGACUUGGACUAUGAAGAAUGCUUGCCUUGUGAGGAAGGAUGUCUGGGAUGCAGUGUGGAUGAUCCAGGAAGCUGUGCCUCCUGUGCUGCAGGGUAUUACAUGUUUGAACACCAUUGUUAUAAAACCUGCCCUGAGAAGACCUUCAUUGAAGAAUGGACAUGCAAAUCAUGCAACCCUAACUGUGGUAACUGUGACCAGAAUGAGUGCUUCUGGUGUGAGGAAGGCUUCUUUCUCUCAGGUGGCAGCUGUGUGCAAGAAUGUGGACCUGGCUUCUACAGUGACCAAGAGGUGGGAACCUGUGAGCCCUGUCACCAAACAUGCGAGACCUGCAAAGGCUUUGGCUAUGAUGAAUGCACCAGCUGUGGGGACAGGCUGCAGCUGUGGCUAGGGAUGUGCAUGCCGCCCGCCCCGGCUCAGGUAGAAGACAAGUUUUGGAAUGAAGCUGUGCCCACUGCAAACCCAUCUUUGGUGAAGAACUUGCUGCAGGAAGCCCGAAGGUGGAAGGUUCAAAUGAAAAGAGAUGUUUCCAAACAAAAUCAACGUUGUCAUUCUUCUUGUCAAACCUGCAAUGGAUCGGCAACUCUUUGCACCUCAUGUCCAAAAGGUGCCUAUCUGUUGGCUCAGGCUUGUGUUUCCUCCUGUCCCCCUGGCACAUGGGCCUCGGACAGGAGUGGCAGCUGUGAGGACUGUACAGAGGGCUGUGCCUCCUGCUCUGCCGCUGACCUUUGCGAAACAUGCCAGGUGCAGCGGGACGUCCCUCUCUUCCUACACGAAGGCAGGUGCUACCCCAGAUGCCCUGAGCGCUUUUAUGCAAAAGAUGGCCACUGUGAGCCGUGUAGCUCUCCUUGCAGAAUUUGUGAAGGAAAUGCCACCAACUGUCAUUCAUGUGAAGAAGAGUUUGUCCUGGACCAUGGAGUAUGCCAGAAAGCCUGCCCUGAGAGACACGUUGCUGUGGACGGGGUGUGCAAGCAUUGCCCAGAGAAGUGUCAGGAGUGCCUCCAUGAGAGAACAUGCAAAGAGUGCAUGCCCAACUACUUCCUGCAUGAAGACACGUGCUAUCAGUCCUGUCCCCAGAGGACCUACUCAGACUCAGGCCAGUGUGUCACCUGCCAUGAAGACUGUCUUCAGUGCAGUGGCCCCAAGGCAGAUGACUGUGAGCAAUGCGAAGAUUCGUCUAAGUCCCUCUACAAGGGGAAGUGCUUAGACGAGUGUCCAGUGGGAGCUUACUAUGAGGAAGAGACCGAGACCUGCCAAGAUUGCCCCAAGUCCUGCCACACCUGCUCAUCAUCCAGGACCUGCAACACCUGUCAGGAAGGCUUGAAAAGAACCAAGCUUGGAAAAUGCAUUCCACACAGCGAGUGUGCCGCCAUCGAGUACUGGGACGAGGAUGGGCACAAGUGUCGGCCAUGUCACCGGAAGUGCUUACACUGUUCAGGGCCCAAGGAGGACCAAUGCAACACCUGCCCGAGGCCCAGCCUUCUUCUCAAUACCACUUGUGUGGAGAACUGCCCAGAGGGCUACUACCCCAAUGAAGCCAGCCAUCGGUGUGAUCCUUGCCACAGCUCUUGCAGAACCUGUGAAGGGCAGCACAGCCUACAGUGCCUCUCCUGCAGGCCAGGCUGGUUCCAACUGGGCAGAGAGUGCCUGCUUCAGUGCAGAGAUGGAUAUUAUGCAGAAAACUCCAAUGGCCAGUGUAAGAAAUGUGACAAGAGCUGCAAGUCAUGCCGGGGUCCACAGCCCACAGAUUGUCUGUCAUGUGACAAGUUUUUCUUCCUACUCCACUCCAAGGGACAGUGUUAUCGCACCUGUCCCAAACAUUACCACGCAGAGCAAAGCACUCAGACCUGUGAGAGAUGCCAUCCAACUUGCAAUGAAUGCAAAGGAAAACGAGCAUCAGAUUGCUUGUCUUGUGUGUGGAGUUACCACCUCAUGGGAGGAAUCUGCAAUUCAGAUUGUUUUCUGGGGAAAUACAGAGUGGAAGAGGGAGAAAAGUUUGAUUGUGAAGACUGCCAUGAGAGCUGCAUGGAAUGCAAGGGACCUGGCAACAGGAACUGCACCAUGUGCCCUGCUGGCCUGCUACUACACAUGGAUGACAGCCGCUGCCUCCACUGUUGCAACACCUCCAGUCCCACCAACUCCCAGGAUUGCUGUGACUGCCAUGAAACCAUGGAGGAGUGCAUCCUUUGGAUGGGUCAGGCCGGGCCUGCAGCUGAGCAUUCCAAGACUGCCCUGCUGGUUACCUCCUCCAUCAUGCUCGUGCUCCUGCUAGGGGCAUCGCUGAUGAUCUGGAAGAAACCUUGGAGCCGUGUCCAGCCAGUGGAAAAGGCUGGCUAUGAAAAGCUGUCUGACCCUAGCAAGUCUCACUCUUCCUACAAGAGCAGCUAUCUCCAGAGCACCAGCUUUGAAGAUCAGGUGAUUGAGUACAGGGACCGGGACUAUGAUGAGGAUGACGAAGAUGACAUUGUCUAUAUGGGCCAAGAUGGCACUGUCUACCGGAAAUUUAAGUAUGGGCUGCUGGAUAAUGAUGACGAAGAUGAGCUAGAAUAUGAUGAUGAGAGUUACUCCUACUAGUGAACAGCCCCACCACCCCACCCCUACACCUCUCUCUCCCCACCAAAACCAGUUUGGGUUUUAUUCACAUACCAGACUAACGUGUGAGUGUUUGUGUCUAUCUUAACCAUAAAUCCAACCAGAAGAUGUAAGAACUGUAAUCCUUGCAUGCUUCUUUUGAAUGGCUAAAAUUAACACAUAGUUUCUUCCCAACUGUAAUUCAGGAACAAUAAUGACAUUCAGCAAGGUUCUGAUGACUCAUACUUGUAAUCCUAGUUACUCAGGAGGAUGAGAUCUGAAGACCACAGUUUAAAGCCCAUCCAGGCAAGAAAAAUCUGCAACACUCUUAUCUGCAAUGAAUUAC
Molecule: messenger RNA, 6494 nt
Organism: Perognathus longimembris pacificus (Pacific pocket mouse)
Lineage: Eukaryota; Metazoa; Chordata; Mammalia; Rodentia; Heteromyidae
Gene: Pcsk5
Product: proprotein convertase subtilisin/kexin type 5
Exons: 38
Coding region: 491-6151 (1886 amino acids)
Biological process (GO): peptide hormone processing
Cellular component (GO): trans-Golgi network; Golgi membrane
Molecular function (GO): serine-type endopeptidase activity
Source: RefSeq, a predicted model, not a curated record